GUACUAGUGGGGUGGAAUUCCCUCAUGCAGGAGUUUGCACUGGAUGCCUUUACAAAGCUGGAUACUCUGGGAGCAGCGUGGGCUGAUGGAAUAGGAACUAGCCUGAGCGAUCUUUACGAGCUGAGAUCCUGCACAUCGCAGAAGGGUUUGUUUCUCCGCGCAAAAGCUGGGACCCUGUAGAAACCUGCUUUAAAAAACAAGUGACCAAAAUACUCAAAUGCACCAGACUUCUUCAUGAACUCGCCAUGAAUAUAUUUUUCAUUUUUUUUGGCAGAAACGUGCGUGUAACUUUCUCUGGAGGAACCGAGGAUUUUUGUAGUUGGUCUUCUAGUAUUUUAAAUCUGAGAACCCAGUAGAGUCUUUUCUGCAGUGAUGAGGGAGUGACAAGUUGGAGUUUCUGUCAGUGCACCUGGAAACUGUGAGCAGCUAAAGCCUGCUGCCAAGCCCCCAAUGGGACCAAGGCCAAGCUCCUGCGCUCCUCACAGGGAUGAAGGUAGAGCCAUGUUACCUGCUACCUAAGCUCGCUGGUGCUGAUGUGGUUUGUGGAUAUGGUCCCAGACCAGGCUCCGUGCACAGACUCUCAGCUCUGAUCCCACCUGAGACGUUUUAGCAGCAGCAGAGACCCCAGCUGUGGAGUGGGCUCCCCCGACCACCCCGUGACGGAGGGCCUGCAGCGCUGGAGAGUUACUAUGCAGCUUGGACUGCUUGUGGUGGUGGUUUUUCUAAGCUCGAUGGAUCUAACAGGCAGCAGCAAAGUGGUGAAGGGCAAGAGGCAAAGACGAAUCAGCACCGAGCUGAGUCAGGGCUGUGCCAGAGGCUGCGACCUGUGCUCUGAGUUCAAUGGGUGCCUGAGGUGUUCCCCCAAACUCUUCAUCCUUCUGGAGAGGAACGAUAUCCGACAAAUUGGGAUCUGCCUGCCUUCUUGUCCACUGGGAUACUUUGGCCUUCGCAAUACAGACAUGAACAAGUGCAUCAAAUGCAAAAUUGAGAACUGUGAGUCCUGUUUCAGUCGAAACUUUUGCACAAAAUGUAAGGAAGGUUUGUAUUUGCACAAAGGGAGAUGUUACGUCACGUGCCCCGAAGGCUACGCUGCUGCCAACGGCACCAUGGAGUGCAGCAGUCCUGCACAAUGUGAAAUGAGUGAGUGGGGGCCCUGGGGGCCCUGCUCCAAGAAGAGGAAGCUCUGUGGCUUCAAGAAGGGCAAUGAAGACCGAAGCCGGCGGAUUCUGCAGGCUCCCUCUGGAGACGUGUCCCUGUGCCCACCCACCACAGAGGUGCGCAGAUGCACUGUGCAGAAGAGCCAGUGCCCUGAAGGGAAAAGGAAGAAAAAGGAAGAGCAAGGAAAGCAAGAUAAUGGAAAUAGAAAUCGAAAAGACACCAAAGACACUAAGUCUGGCACGAAGAAGAGGAAGAGCAAACAGAGAGGGGCCGCGGUGCCCAUGACGCCCGCCAGCCCUGCCCAGUAGCUGGCCCUGCGCGUCACCCGAUGGCAAGACUCCAUUGCUGCUAUGUAUAUGAAAGCUUUAUUGGACAGAGCACUGCUCCACACACCUACACGUGUCCAGACAGACAUAUACUCCAGACUGAUCCAGAGACCAACAGAGGCCUUGCACACAAUACUUCAGGAGGCUGCACACACCCCGGGCCCGGGAAGGACAGAAGGACACUGCCAAGGAGAGGAAGCUGCCGAGGAGAGGAAGCGCACACAGAGAGGGGAAGCCCAAGGGUCCAGGGCUCUGCGGGGACACUGCGGGGAGGAGAGGUGGAGCAUGAGCCAGCAAAGGACACAGAUGAGAGAUUUCAUGACCAAAGGCCUCAACUGGAGCCUGAGUGCGUGGCCCCACACGGCCCCAGUGCAGCCCCACAGAGCCAGGGGAUGAGACUGGACUUGCACGGCUGCUCACCCCAACCCGGGACCCAGACACACAUGGCAGUGGCCUCUUUCUCUUUCCCAUACCCUUUAUUUUGUGUUUUAAGCUGUAUGACUUUAUCGUUGCAAAUACAUGUUAAAAGUUUGUGGUAAGAAGUCAGUGGUAUCUGCCCUGAAUCUGCUUCAAAGAAUUAUUUCAAAUUAAAAAAAAAAAAAAAAAAAAAAACCAACCAAAAAAAAAACCCAAAAAACAAAAUGACAACCAGCUUCCUGAGUGUGUGGUUCAUACCUUGGCCCCUAUGGAGGCUGGUGUCCCACAGGACAGAGACUCACUUGUGGAAGGGAAACUCACCAAAGCUUUAAGAAAAUCCCAGAGAAUGCUGCCAGCUGCACUGCAGCCACAAACCAGCUGCCCUGCACACAGGACCCCGGCUGUGCCCCGCCGAGCCCCGAGGAAUUCCCUUCUGAAGGAUCCAGUUAACACACAGCAAAUUGAGAAAAUGAGAGGUUACAACGAACCACAGGUUGCCAAAACAUUGUGACUCCGCUUGGACAGUCACAGCUGUGGGACUAUGGUGGGCUGGGGACACACUGGUCCAGCUACUGGACACCACCCCAGCACGUGGCAGGAGGGAGGCAGGCAGGAGGGGAAGGCACAGCUCAGGUUCUGCAGAAGAGAAAUAAAUUUUUAAGUUGGGUAGAAACUACUUGUCUGCAUGCCACCAUCUGGAAUUCCCUGGAAUUCUCCUGCUCUGCAUGAGCCGACAUCUGGACAGAGGAAUCAGGACAAGGAUUGUGCAGAACAGACCUAGCAAGGCCCAUGCAGGGUGCGUGGGAAUGCUGUCAGCUCUGCACGGGGAGUUCUACCUUUGGUGGUGUCACAAAGUGCCACAUCACUCACUGCCCUCGCAUUUUAAAAUGUGCUUCCUCUGUAGAAUUGUGUGGAGACACAUUUAAUUCCUCCAGAGAUCACCAAAAGCCCUCUGGUCCUGAGGGAUGGAGCUGGGGAGAUGCUUGGCUCCCAGAGAUGUGCCCCGGGUGGAUCAGGGACAUGCUGCUGGAGCUCCAGCUCCCCUGGGAGGGUGAUGGGCAGGGGAAAGCUCACCCCAAACUAAACCUGGCGAGUCCAAUCACCACUGCGCUCACGUUGUACGUCCCUCUGCUCUGUGGUUUUGGAGGGCAGAGCGAGCCAGCGGGUGUGAGGGGACACCUGUGGGAGAGCCCCCAUCUCUCUAAGGGGUCACCUGCCCACACCUGCAGCCCUGGGUCUCUCCUGCAGCUCACGGCGCCCGCUGAGGACUCGGCUCUGGCACAGGACACCCCGACUCCCCUCCCCGCCGCCCCGGGGCUGGCUCGGCUCGCUGCAGGACGUGGGGGCUGCACAGUUGUUUCAGCUCCGGAGCUGUACCAAGCCCUCCGUGACUGCUCUGCUGGCAGAAAACCUUUCAGCCCAUCAUCCACUUUGUGUUUAAGUAAACAAGAAGCUGUUACAUCUUUGAAAGGGGAUUCCAUUUCAGCACAAUGAUAAACGACCAGCAUACCAAGCAGGGAGAGAAAGAGGUUCUUAAAAGUCAUGCUUUGAGUUGUUUAUGGAUCAUGUUCAGACGAUUCCUGAAAGCCUCCUAGCUGAAAGAUCCGAUCUCAUUCUAUUUUCUAGCCUGUGAGAGAAGUAUUUUGUUUGUGCCACAGUGUUGCAUGUGAGGAGAACCAUUUUCCCUUCCGCUUUCAGCAGCACCCACCAGUGACCUGCUGAUGAAGCUGAGCUCACUCCCUCGCUGUGCCUCCCUCCUGCUGCCCUAUCCCCAUCCAGUCCUCAGCAAGGAUUAGGGAAAACAGAGAGUGCACAAGGAAGGUUUUCUACACGAGGCUCUGUUAAUGACUCGAUUCCCUGCAGUGACUCCUGGCACUAUUAGCACAACUAUUUCAAAACUAAACUGCAUAUAAUAAAUGAACAGAACCUAUUUUAGAGAACUCUAGAGAUUUUUAGAAAAACUGUCAAACUUCUUUUGCUUGUAGCCUCUUCCCUUCUUUCUUCUUUUUCAUAGCAAAAUGGGAAGAAAAAGGGACAAAGGCAACAGGAAGUUUAAAAUGCAUAUUAAGAAUAUCCAAGAUUUUUCAGUAUGGUAAUUUUAAAAUUAAAUUGGUUUAGAACAAUUAGGAGAAAAACCAUAAGAAAUAAAUCAAUUUUUUUUAAUUAUUUUUUGAAUCAGCUCAAGAACUGUGCUUAUUCCCACUCCCAGAGAGCAGGUUUAGUUAUGAAUUUAGGAACAUUAUGCCUUUGACCAACGUGAACUGCAUGCUGAGCUCCCCAGUCCAAGCUGAGAUGUCCUUAGCAAGGUGAUGUCACCUCAACUCACACGCACAUGAAACGUUCUCUUUCCGCCCACCAAAUAACCCUGUUGUGGUGUUCUCUCCAUGGCAUCACUGUAAAAUACACAUGUUUAAACAAAUAAAUCAAUAAAUGGGUUUGCUGAA
Pseudopipra pipra is the source of this 4345-nucleotide messenger RNA. It is a transcript of the gene RSPO1, whose product is annotated as R-spondin 1. The transcript is spliced from 7 exons. The record is from RefSeq and is a predicted model, not a curated record. Bases 690 to 1466 code for a protein of 258 amino acids. Lineage: Eukaryota; Metazoa; Chordata; Aves; Passeriformes; Pipridae.